Molecule: messenger RNA, 857 nt
Organism: Halichondria panicea
Lineage: Eukaryota; Metazoa; Porifera; Demospongiae; Suberitida; Halichondriidae
Exons: 3
Coding region: 80-727 (215 amino acids)
Biological process (GO): Notch signaling pathway; multicellular organism development
Cellular component (GO): membrane
Source: RefSeq, a predicted model, not a curated record
AAGCCUCUUCCAGAGCACUACCUGUAAGUGAACCCUCAAACCGUGAAAAUGUGCUUUGAAGCCAAUUAUUUGUCACUGCAUGCUGCUGAGAAUGAGAGUCCUUGUAUUGUGUAUGAGCUGCCUGUGUCUAUGGCUGGGGAAGCUCAGUGUACUGGUGUCUGCAGACUAUGUGGUACAAGUGAAGAUGCUCUCCUACAGUAAUCCAUUCAACACACGCUCUGAUGUUCAAUGUUGUGAUCCAGCCAACAAUGGUGGAGGAUGUACCGAAGGGGAGCGCUGUGAUACCUACUUCAUCUACUGCCUGAUGCCACGUUUCAGUACUGCUGUAGGGUGUCCCAGUAAUGAGCCCGGAUUUACUGCAGUCAGUACCACCAAUACCACUGAUGGGGCAGACAUUGAUUUCUCACAACCUACUAUACUGGGACUCCCUAAUCCAUUCAAUCUGACUGGAAUAUCGACAACCUGGGAGGGAGCUCAGCUUUACAUACAAGUGGUUGAUCUUGAUAGCUCUAAUCCAUUCAGGGCUGAACUUAUUGUGAGGAUUCGAUUUGAUCUAAGUUUCUCAGUGGGAUUAACAACCACAUUAUCUGAGUUAUCAAAUACCAGGCCUUCUAUCACUGUCAAUGCUACUGUGUUAUGUGCUCCAUUCUACUCUGGAAGCAGUUGUGAGAUACUCGAUCAGUGUCAGUCCAAUCCUGUCACAUGCAGUGAACGAGAACGUGUGUGAAUGGAUUUAAUAGUCCUACCUGCAUCUGUAUCCCUCCCUAUAUCGGUGCAAACUGUGAGAGUCAAAACUUUUGCAUCAACAAAAAUUGCAAUGAGAGAGGAACAUGUAAUAACGGCUUUAAUUUUUAUAC